Messenger RNA from Hyla sarda, 2828 nucleotides. It is a transcript of the gene ANKDD1B, whose product is annotated as ankyrin repeat and death domain containing 1B. The coding region runs from base 428 to 2092 and encodes 554 amino acids. Gene Ontology annotation, biological process: signal transduction. The transcript is spliced from 15 exons. Lineage: Eukaryota; Metazoa; Chordata; Amphibia; Anura; Hylidae. Gene Ontology annotation, molecular function: protein binding. The record is from RefSeq and is a predicted model, not a curated record.
ACUUUCUUUAAGCAAUAAGAAAAUAUUGAAAUGGGUUGGAAUUAAGCUCAGUUUUCUCUCCUACUAUAUUAACCCUCUUGUUCGUGCCUGAUCUUACUUCAUUUUUACCCUAUUGGCUGUUUGGAUUGACUUUUAUCAUUUUUUACCUCAUGAGUGUUUACAGGUAUGAGUCACCCAGGGCUGGUUUACUCCUUCAGGGGACUCCGGUCACUGACAGUGACAAAGAGGAGAGACCUGAUCGACAGCCCAGCCCAGCCCAAGCCUCUCACUUUAUGUGUUCAAAUAAUAGAAACACAAAAGACCGCUCAUAGUUGGUGCAUGGAGGGAAUCCUGUGUCGAAGGACUUUGCCAUUACUUUAAGGGGCUUCAUACAGGUGCAAUCGAAUAUUAUAGUGAAUUUUAAAAGGGAAAGUACCGGAACGCAGAGAUGAGGGAACAGAAAACAAUUAGGAGGAGACCAGAAAACAAGCAGAAUAAAGAAGAUAGAAAAACAAUGCUGGUUAAUAUGGGAAGAAAUGGAGCCCAGAAGAUGAUUGGUAAUGUCAAUGGACUGGUACAGACUGUACGGAAUAUUAACACCCAUCAGAGUCCGACUGAGAAUCACGAGAUAUUGUUAAAAAAUGAGAUGGAGUUUCAUCAAGCAGCAAAGAAAAAUGAUGUGGAAACAAUGGCCGCACUCAAAGAAAAGAAAGUGAACAUUAAUUCUAAAAAUGUGCUUGAUCGCACUGCUCUACAUUUUGCGGUAGCAGGAAACCAUUAUCAAGCCGUGUCCUUUCUUCUCAACCAUAAAGCGCGAGUUGAUAUUGUGGAUAGGCAUGGCCUCACUGUUCUCCACCUGGCUGCAUGGUCAGCAGACCUAGCAACUGUGCAGAUGCUGAUCAAAGCAGGGGCAAACCAGAAAGCCGUAAAUGAGGAUGGAAUGAAUGUUUUGCAUUUUGCUGCCCAGAAUGAUAAGAAUGAUAUAGUGGAUUAUCUGCUGAAGGAGCUGCAACUGAAAGACUUGAACAUCAGGGAAGUGAGAGGCAGAGAACCUUUCCAUCUGGCCGCUGAGAAUGGACACAUUAACAUGAUCAAUAAUCUACUUUCUAUGGGAUUAUUCACAGCUCAGGAAGACAAGGGUGGUAACACAGCUCUUCAUCUGGCUGCUGCUAAUGGUCAUACUGUAGUGGUGAGGGCUCUGUUGGAGCGUUUCAAAGACAAGGACAGACCAAAUAAGGCAGGGGCCACACCCUUUUAUUUGGCGGUUGAAGGAGGACAUGAGGCCUGUGCUGAUCUAUUACUGCAAGAUGGAAGUGACAUCAACACUAUAAACCUGGAAGGAUACAGUGCCUUACAUAUAGCAGCAGAGAAAGGUUACCUAUCCCUGGUCAACUUUCUCCUUAAAAACAACUUUGAUAUGACGCCAUUCUCUAAUGAUAAGAAUACUCCCAUCCAUGUAGCCAUUCUCCAUAAUCAUAUGGACAUAGUGGAUGUUCUCAUGGAGGCUGGUUAUGAAAUUGAUGCCCCUAAUGUGAGGCUACAGACUCCUUUGCAUAUAGCUUCUGAGCUCAAGAACACUGAUUUGGUGGAAAAGCUUCUUAUAGCUGGUUGUGAUCUUAGGAUUGAAGAUAAGCAAGGUAAAACAGCACUGGAUGCAGCAGCAAGAAGCAAUCACACCCUCAUUGUGGAUAUGAUUCUCAAAGCUGAAAGAUAUUAUAUCUGGAAAAAGAGUCUUAAGGAAGAUGUUAACCAAGAGGAACCUGUGACAUUUAAACAAGAUCACUCGUCGCAGACCAGCCAGAUCCGCACGGCUCUCUGGAAUUUAGCGUAUCAGCAGCUGAAGCCUGAUGAAUGGAAGAGGUUGGCGCUGUUGUGGAAUUUCACAGAACAGCAGAUUAGAGCCAUUGAGACGCAGUGGACGGGUAAAUUCAGCUACAGGGAGCAUGGUCACCGGAUGUUACUUAUAUGGCUACACGGAAUCUUACUUAAAAAACUAAAUCCAAUAAAGUCUUUAUAUGAGGAUCUGGUGGCCAUAGGGCACCUCCAGCUGGCAGAAAGCUUCAGAGUACAAAGCAGUGACGGCGUUCAGCCCAAGAAGUGCACCGUUUCCUGAAAUGUAUAAAAUAUGGACUUACAGCCUAACCAAUAGUCAUCAGAGAUUAGAUUUUUGUUUUUUACAUCUAUAUCCAAGGACUGGACAUCAUGCCUUAUAAAAGAGGUUGCACAUUAUCCAGUGUAUAUAAUACUAUGUCCUGUAGUGAGCUUGUAUUUCUAGAUGUGAGAAUCCAUAUGAGCUGUUAUCUUGAUAAUGUAUAAUGUACAUUGUCGUAAGUCUUGUAUUCGAAUGUCUUAGGCCUUGUUCACAUUGGCCUUGGACUUCGCUAUUUGAAGUUUCGCUGGCAAUUCCGUCAGAAUGACAAGAGUUUAGCGGAGAAAAAAAUAGUGCAUGCACUAUUUUUUUUUUCUCGGCUAAACUACCCCAUCCCCGAUGGACCCUAUUCAAGUGAAUAAAGUCCACCAGGACCCAGCAGAGUCCGUUGUGUCCGACCGGUUUCAGUCUAUUCUGCUCAAGAAGGAAAAAAAGAGCCGAACGGACAAUGAAAGGGACAGAAGACAACGUCGAUGUGAAAUUAAACUUAGAUGUCAAGGAAGUUGUAUGAUUAGGCCUGUUGUAUACAGUCUGCUGCUUGCCAGGAGGUGAAGGCACAUAAAGUUUUACCUGCUCUUCUCCCUAUGCUUCCUUACGCCCUCAGCCAGGGGCGGAUCCAGAGUCGAGUCUCGUGAGGGGCACUAUUAGAGUAUUUUGUGUUGGCCGACAGAAAACAAGGUGUUGCUUACGGAACUUACAA